UCUGCGUUUAGUAUAAUGCAUUCCACUAUCCUAAGCGAUUAUAGAUAUUGGUACAAGAACCUGAAGAUUCAAGUCUACUGUAGCAAGACGGUGCACGAACCAGAGACACCUGUUGGCACCAAGCCACUCGACUGCCCACAAGUCCGUCCCACAUGCCCACGUUUCCAUGGGCCCCCCACAACCUGUUCCAACGACUACAAGUGUGCUGGCCUCGAUAAGUGUUGCUUCGACAGGUGUUUGGGAGAACACGUGUGCAAGCCUCCCUCAUUCUUCAAUAACCAUCUCUUUUAAAGAUGAUUAUUUUAGCCAAAGAAACAAUCCUAUUUCAAAUCUUUUAUUUAUGAAUAUAUAUUUUCAAUAAUAAAUUUUGAAUGCCUA
Molecule: messenger RNA, 378 nt
Organism: Penaeus vannamei (Pacific white shrimp)
Lineage: Eukaryota; Metazoa; Arthropoda; Malacostraca; Decapoda; Penaeidae
Source: RefSeq, a predicted model, not a curated record